Amphibalanus amphitrite is the source of this 3367-nucleotide messenger RNA. RefSeq names its product potassium voltage-gated channel protein Shaw-like. The record is from RefSeq and is a predicted model, not a curated record. Lineage: Eukaryota; Metazoa; Arthropoda; Thecostraca; Balanomorpha; Balanidae. Bases 234 to 2105 code for a protein of 623 amino acids. Gene Ontology annotation, cellular component: axon; voltage-gated potassium channel complex; dendrite membrane. Gene Ontology annotation, biological process: potassium ion transmembrane transport; protein homooligomerization. The transcript has 7 exons. Gene Ontology annotation, molecular function: delayed rectifier potassium channel activity; protein binding.
AGACUGUUCCUGUCCCGGCCUGGUGCGCGAGUGAGCCGUGCCGCCGAGCGAGGCAGGGUCGGGAGCGGUUCGACCUCUGUGACACCACCACCCGUGUGACGGGACCGUGCUGUGACUGCCGGGAGGGCGAUCCGUGCGGAGAACCAGGGCCGGCCGCAGCGGGCGCUGACAGAACAGGGAAAUGACAGCCUUGCGGCGUUCGUGAACAAGCAUGGGGCGCCCCGCCAGCCGCCAUGGACGCUGAAAACAGGGUCGUCCUCAACGUGGGCGGCAUCCGGCAUGAAACUUACAAGGCCACGCUCAAAAAGAUUCCGGCCACCCGACUCUCCAGGUUAACUGAAGCACUAGCAAACUACGACCCUAUUUUAAAUGAAUAUUUCUUUGAUCGGCAUCCGGGAGUAUUUGCACAGGUGCUCAACUACUAUCGGACUGGCAAGCUCCACUACCCGACGGACGUCUGUGGCCCUCUGUUUGAAGAGGAGCUCGAGUUCUGGGGCCUCGACUCGAACCAGGUCGAGCCGUGUUGCUGGAUGACCUACACCCAGCACCGCGACACGCAGGAGACACUGGCGGUGCUCGACCGGCUCGACCUGGACACCGACAAGCCCAACGAGGAGGAGGUGGCCCGCAAAUUCGGCUUCGAGGAUGACUAUUACAACGGCACCGUCUCCUGGUGGCAGAACACUAAGCCCAAGCUGUGGUCACUCUUCGACGAGCCCUACUCGUCGCAGGCAGCGAAGAUUGUCGGCAUCAUCAGCGUGUUCUUCAUUUGCAUCUCAAUCGUGUCAUUCUGUCUCAAGACGCAUCCGGACAUGCGCGUGCCCUGCAUCAAGAACGUCACCGUACAGACGGCCUUCAACGGCACCGCCUGGACGCUGGACAAGUUCAAAACCAAUCCGCACGAUGCCUUCUUUUACAUCGAGUGUGUCUGUAACGCGUGGUUUACGUUCGAGAUCUUGGUCCGCUUCGUGGCGUCGCCCAACAAGAAGGCGUUCGUCACGUCUUCGGUCAACAUCAUCGACUACAUCGCCACGCUCAGCUUCUACAUCGACUUGAUGCUGCAGAAGUUCGCCGAGGACGUGGAGAAUGCCGAUAUUCUAGAGUUCUUUAGCAUUAUUCGUAUAAUGAGACUGUUCAAGCUCACGCGGCAUUCGAGUGGGCUUAAAAUUCUGAUGCAGACAUUUCGCGCCUCGGCCAAAGAGCUCACCCUUCUGGUAUUCUUCCUGGUGCUUGGCAUUGUCAUUUUCGCCUCGUUAGUCUAUUACGCCGAGCGGAUCCAGGUGAACCCGCACAAUAACUUCAACUCGAUCCCGCUGGGACUCUGGUGGGCGCUGGUCACGAUGACCACAGUCGGCUACGGAGACAUGGUGCCCAAAACUUACGUGGGGAUGUUCGUCGGCACCCUAUGUGCCUUGGCAGGCGUGCUGACGAUUGCUCUGCCCGUGCCUGUCAUAGUCUCCAACUUCGCCAUGUACUAUUCGCACACGCAAGCGCGCGCCAAGCUGCCCAAGAAGCGCCGGCGAGUGAUAGCCGUCGAGCAGGUGCGGCCGGUCGCCCGCAAACCGGGCGGCAACGGGCCAGGCGGCAACGGCGGCAACCGCGGCGCCGCGCAGAAGAACCGCAAGGAGAGCAUGGUCGGCCUAGGCAUGACCUCGAUGGCCAUGCGCCUAAACCCGAACGGCGUCGGCCUGGAGGCGUCUCUGGGCGCCGGCCUGCUGCCCGGCUCUCUGGGCGCGCACCUGCUGGGUCCGGCGCUCACCGUCUCCUCUCUGCCGGCCGCCCCCGCCCCGGCCUCCGCUCCCAGUCCGCCCCCCGCCCCGGCCCCGGUCCGACCCUCGGCCACCCUGAGCCCGCUGGCGGCCCCCGCCGGCGGCCGGCCCAGCACGCUCAGCGGCAGCCGCUCGGUGGGCCUGCUGAGCGCCUCCGCCGCCGCCGCCGCCGCGCCGGCCGAGCGGCCCUCCCCGACCGGCUCUCUGUCGCGCCUGCUGCCGCUGCCGCCGACCUCGUCGUCGCCGUCGCUGCCGCCAACAUCGACACCGACACCGUCAGCGGCGCCGGCGGAGCGGCCGGCCAGUUCCGCCUCCCCGGUCCCGUUCCAGUGCUAGCCGCCGAGCGCGCCAACUCAGACAGUGGGCUGUCGCCGCCGCACCGACCAGUGAUAUACACGUUACACAGACUAUGGUGAUAGCAGUGUUUUAGACGCCGGCGCCGGUGUCUGCGUCUCGGGCCGAUGAACCGCGUGUACUUACUUCGUAGGCCCUCUUGAGUGAAUGAUUUCAUAAGGCAUUGUUUGUAGAGUAGUAGCGAUGAUGCACUAGUUAGCCGUUUCGAUGCACAUAUCUCGCCAUGGUCGCCACCGAGUUGGCCCUUCACCCGACUCUGUCCUCGGUCACCGCGCUGUUAUCUCUCACUGAAUUACCGGCCCGCGCUCACUGCGUGGCCGACGCGCUGUUAUCUCUCACUGAAUUACCGGCUCGCGCUCACUGCGUGGCCGACUGUAUGCAUAAUGAGAGCCGCCGGCGGCCCGACGUCGCCCUUUUAGCGUCUCAGAUAAUUCCAGCACUCGAGUUUCUUCCACGUUAUCUCUCUCUCUCUCUUUCUCACCUGCACGCGCUUUUGAGUUGGGUUUAGCUGUCGAUUGUUACAUUUUUCGGCAUGCCAGAGCAGUGGGUAUACCUCUGUCGUGAGAUGCCCUUUGUGCGUUGAAGAGGAUAAGUCUUAUUCUUGUCGUUUCACAAUACGAAGGGGCCAACUGUUGUAAGAUUUGAAAAUAGACCUGGAUGCUGUUGUGAUUUACUUGUUAUUCCUAGAUUUUGGGUUGAGCAGGCUUUAGGGUAAGGGGAGAAGAGCGGUAACUAAAGCUUUAGUACUGUACAGGCGAAAGCGUAUCCGAAUACCUAUUACUAGUGAGAAGAUGCAGUUCGUGUUUCGUGCCGCCAUUCAUGCAUUACAAUAGGAUGCAGUCACAGUGCUCCUUCUGGGUAGACUCGCACUCUAGUCGCUCUGCGUAGCGCUCUGUCGAACGCUCUCUGACCGUGUACAUACCACCCGGAGCGCCUGGCCUCCUCCGCUGUAGGGCUUGUAAGGUGCACCAUAUCAAACUCAUCUCGCUAGCCCGGCGCGCGCUCCCCGCGGAUCGGUUCGGCCGAGCGCCUCCUGUCGCCGCUCGCUCCAGUCGAGCGGACUCUCGCGUCGCGCGCGGUGUCGCGGUGGGCGCAGCGGCCCUCUCCGAGCCGCCGCUGCCGCUGCCCACCCACUUGUGUCAGCGGCAACACGACAGAUCAUGUAUUUUCCAACCCAUGUCAUUUAUGGUUGUUUUUCGAAUGUAAAUAUCCUUCUUUAAAUACAGAAGAUUACUCAAUUCCUA